GGGGAUGGUACGGUCUGAAAAAAGUAUAAAAUGAGGACUGCGACGCCGAGGAGUACGUACGCCUUUUCUUAACAAUUGACCCAAAGUGUGCUGCCGCCAACGCCGAGAAAACGAUGGACGCACGAAAGCCCAAAACUCUGGAGGAGCUGAUCAAAAUGCUGCAUCAAAUCUUCGAGAGUAACUCAAUCAACGUGGAGGAGGUGCAGGAACUCAUGGAGGCAUACAAGAGCAACCCCCAGGAAUGGAAGAAAUAUGCCAUAUUUGACCAGCACAGAUACACGAGGAACUUGGUGGACGAAGGCAACGGCAAGUUCAACCUGAUCGUCUUGUGUUGGGGAGAAGGUCACGGGAGUAGCAUCCACGACCACUCGGACUCUCACUGCUUCAUGAAGAUGCUCCAGGGCGAGCUCAAGGAGACGCUCUUCGACUGGCCCAAGGGCGAAGACGGCGAGAUGACGGAGAGAUCGCACAGGAUCCUCGAGAACAACUCUGUGGCCUACAUCAACGACUCCAUCGGGCUGCACCGGGUGGAGAAUGUCAGCCACACCGAGGGUUCCGUUAGUUUGCACCUUUACAGCCCCCCCUUCCAGACAUGUCAAGUCUUUGACCAGCGCACCAGCCACAAGAAUGUCGCCCAGAUGACCUUCUGGAGCAAAUAUGGAGAGAGGACUCCAUUUCAGUGCCCCGCGCCGAAGGAGAACAACUAGUACUUUCCAAAUGAAGGCUCCGGAUGGAUCAAGUUUUUUUUUUUUUUUUUUCUUUGUUUUGAAGUUUUAAAAAUGGUAAUUUUUUUUUUUUUUUUUUUAAAUUUGAUUUUAGCUGUACGAUGACCAUGCUGCAGCUGCGGCUUGUUUAGAAUUCAAAAAUAUGCCCAUGCAAUCAUAGGCUUGGAUUUGUAGCAAAUUAUUUGGCAAACUCUGAUGAGCAGCAAAUGUUUAAAUGGACGAACAGGCUACGGGGCACAUAUUUUGGCAUUUUAUGUCUUUUGUUUUUUUUUUUUUUUCUCUCCUCCCCCCUCUGUAGUUUUUGUGAAAUAUGACCCUAAAUCGAUGUACACCUUUAAAAACAAAAAUCUCACAUUUGUGCACUUUUCUCUCUGCAAUACAUUUUUCACUCAUGCUACACAGUUGUCUUAUUAUGCGCUGAAAAUGGAAACAAUUUCAGCUUUUUCUUUGUCUUCUUGGGGGGGGGGGGUAAAUAUGUAAAGAGCUUUUUUUUUUUUUUAAAUUCCACGCGGGAUUUUCAUUGAUUUGCCCAAAUGUGUUUUUGCCGGCUUACGUGUUGACAAAGACGCUGCAGUCUCCCAUCCUGAAUCUGAUCCAAGAUGGCCAAUGUGGACGCGGUCCAGCAUUUGUCCAACUCAAUAUUCAUCCUUAACUUGCUUUCUAUUCUCAGGAUUCUCCAUUUUAUUUUGUAGCGAGUAAGUUCACUUAGUGUAGUGCAGUCCUGUUUGUAAAGUGCUGUUAGCUUCACGCAAGAAAAAUCAUUUCACAAUAAACAUGAUUCUUGUGUU
Messenger RNA from Syngnathoides biaculeatus (alligator pipefish), 1513 nucleotides. It is a transcript of the gene cdo1, whose product is annotated as cysteine dioxygenase, type I. The transcript has 5 exons. Gene Ontology annotation, molecular function: cysteine dioxygenase activity; ferrous iron binding. The coding region runs from base 114 to 707 and encodes 197 amino acids. NCBI's taxonomy places the organism in Eukaryota, Metazoa, Chordata, Actinopteri, Syngnathiformes, Syngnathidae. The record is from RefSeq and is a predicted model, not a curated record. Gene Ontology annotation, biological process: L-cysteine catabolic process.